CUCCAAUUGUUUAAUCCAUCGCAAUGAUAAACUUUGCGAUAGCCACCUGAAGAAUUGGUUGACCCGCCGAUGUGGCGUCAGGCCCGUUGACUAUUUUCACUGGAUCGAGGCAACCCCCUCUCCCCGAACGAGACCAACACACGAACCCAAGUGUCAGAACCCGGCGUGAGGAACAAAAGGGAGUCGACAGCCCUACGGUUCCUGGCUGACACUCACUCACAAUCUUUCUUGAACUCUGAGCAGCCAGAUGACUCGGAUAUUGAGGGAGCUCGAAACCUAAACCGCCUUCGCUUUCAGGCUCCCCACCCAGCCUCUCGGACUUGGACUCCAGGAUGACGUCCAGUGCGAACACCUGGGUGUGGUUUGCAGUGGUGCUGCUGAUCACACUCAUGCGAUUUGUCUCCCGUGCCUUGCAAGUGGGUUCGAUUCGUAACCUGCAGAUCGAGGACUAUGUGAUGCUGGUGACAGUGAUUCUCUACAUACUACUCACGGUCUUCCUCAUACUUGUCGCCCAGCAUGGAACCAACGAGAUCCCCAUGAACCAGAUCGACAGUAUCGAUCCCGCCACCAUCCCCGAUCGCAUCCUGGGCAGCAAGAUGGUCAUCGUGGUGGAACAGAUGUGGUUGGGGACAAUCUGGGGGUGCAAGGCGUGUCUGCUGCUGCUGUACUCGACCAUGACCAAGGGCCUGACGCAGCACAAAUGGGUCAAAGGCAUCAGCCUGUUCUGCGCGGUGUGCUUCCUGCUGAUCGAGAUCCUCUUCUUCGGCGGCUGGUGCCACCCGUUUUCCGCGUACUGGAGCGUGCCCCCGAAGAGCGUGCAGUGCUCCGUCUACCGCAACCACCUGAUCCUCUCGCUGGCGCUCAACGUCGCGACGGACCUGAUGAUCAUGGCGAUCCCGCUGCCGCUGCUGGUCAAGGCGAAGCUGAACCUGACCAAGAAGCUGACGCUGCUGGGGGUGUUCUCGCUGGGGGCGUUCGUGAUCCUGUGCUCGAUCCUGUCGAAGUACUACUCGAUCUCGCAGCCGUACGGCGACGAGUGGGUCGACUGGUACGUGCGCGAGGCGGCGACGGCGGUGAUCGUGGCCAACCUGCCGCAGACGUGGACGCUGUUCCGGCGCAUGUUCAACCUGAAGGGGUUCCUGCACCACUCCUCCUACGACCGCAGCAGCCGCACGCGCAGCCGCAAGACGACGGGCAAGUUCACCAGCCGCUUCGACAGCUCCACCAUCCACCUGUCGCGCUUCCGCAACGGCGACAAGUCCCAGCUGCGCUCCACCAUCGACCGCACCGAGUCCGGCGAGCGCAUCCACGACACCCGCCUGGAGAUCUGGGAGCAGCGCCAGUUCCACGUCACCAACGAGGCCGACGAGGAGGCCACCCGCCACAGCCCCAGCCUGAGCGAGACCAGCAGCGCCCGCAGCAUCGACUUCGACGCCGCCGGCAGUUUCCCCGUGCCCCACGUCAAGACGACGGUCACGACCACCACGACGCCGGUGUAA
Molecule: messenger RNA, 1499 nt
Organism: Aspergillus aculeatinus CBS 121060
Lineage: Eukaryota; Fungi; Ascomycota; Eurotiomycetes; Eurotiales; Aspergillaceae
Exons: 4
Coding region: 333-1499 (388 amino acids)
Source: RefSeq, a predicted model, not a curated record